GAAUUUACAGCCAUGCGGGAGCAGUACAUGCGAGGCGGAGAGGGCUUCAUCAUCUGUUACUCUGUUACUGACCGCCAAUCAUUCCAGGAGGCUGCCAAGUUUAAAGAGCUCAUUUUUCAGGUCCGCCACACCUAUGAAAUUCCCCUGGUGCUGGUGGGUAACAAAAUUGACCUGGAACAGUUCCGCCAGGUCUCUACAGAAGAAGGCUUGAGUCUUGCCAGAGAAUAUAACUGUGCUUUUUUUGAGACCUCCGCAGCCCUUAGGUUCUGUAUUGAUGAUGCCUUUCAUGGCUUAGUGAGGGAAAUUCGCAAGAAGGAGUCGAUGCCAUCAUCCAUGGAAAAGAAACUGAAGAGAAAAGGCAGCCUCUGGAAGAAGCUGAAAGGCUCCCUGAAGAAAAAGAGAGAAGCCAUGGCAUGAUCUCCUUGCUGUUGAGUCCCUCUCUGUCUCUCUGAAUUUUAUCAGUCGGACAAUUCUGCUUCAGUAUUCUCUUUUCCUCUCUCUUUAUAUAUCUGCCUUUAGGUAGAAGUUAGAUCUGCAUAACUGUACCUCUCGAGAUAGUUUUGUUUUGCCUUUAACAGUUGGAUGGAUUUUGUCAAUCAGCCGGAUAUGCUGUUUAGUUUUUACAAUAUAUGACUAAAUAAAAUUGACAUUCCAAUUGCCUCA
Messenger RNA from Urocitellus parryii (Arctic ground squirrel), 663 nucleotides. The record is from RefSeq and is a predicted model, not a curated record. Lineage: Eukaryota; Metazoa; Chordata; Mammalia; Rodentia; Sciuridae.